Messenger RNA from Phyllopteryx taeniolatus (common seadragon), 3013 nucleotides. RefSeq names its product protein TUNAR-like. The record is from RefSeq and is a predicted model, not a curated record. The transcript is spliced from 2 exons. Bases 364 to 579 code for a protein of 71 amino acids. Lineage: Eukaryota; Metazoa; Chordata; Actinopteri; Syngnathiformes; Syngnathidae.
UUAAAAAAAAGUAUUUGACAAGGCAGGGGACACAAACUGAAAAUUUUGGGGGGGGUUUGUUUUGUUUGUUUGUUUGUUUGCAGAAGUGAGAUGAAAUAGGAGGACAGGCAGAGGGUGUUCACUUAUCUCCACUCGCUCGCUCCCACCCACAUCAGACCAUCAUCCAUUCUUCAACUUGACACCAUCCUUCCACUCAGACAAGACGACAGAGAACACAUAUGCGGUUUCAAGCUGGAGCAAGUUGAGAGAUGAACAGUCAAGUGGACCGCCCGGACAACGAGCGAGCAUCCCCCGCUGAACGAUGAGAAGGGUCCGCUGUCGCUUUAGUUGUCUGUGCACUCCAGGAAAGUGUCCUGCUCCAGCAUGUCCAUGUUGUUCCUGAUAUUUUGCAAGACUGGUGUGAGACGCAAACUCCAGAUGCUUCCAGGGAAAAUGGUCAACACUGUCUACAGUGAUGAGGAAAGGGGAACCCAAGACAAGGAAAGCAAGGAGGAGACCAUCUUGGCCAUGUUGGGCAUCAUUGGGACCAUUCUUAACUUGCUGGUCAUCAUCUUUGUUUACAUCUACACCACGUUGUAGAGCGGUUCAACAUCAAGAACAGCAAUGACGACCAAUGUGAAGACAUCCACAGGAGGAUGGCGGUGGAGGAAAGACUGGAACGGGAUCAAACGGGAUCUAAGACCAUACGGUGAACGUGCAAAUAUCCAGAACACUGGGUUGUACGUACAUAACGCGUGAGGCUAAUAAUGACUUUGAAGGCUUUAAAGUGCAGCUCCAAUGCUCAAAAAGGACUGCAACGACUUUUGGAAAAAGCAUUUUCUAAUACUAAAUAUUCUCAUCUUAAAUAUGUGUUUCAGAUUUUCUUCUGCGGAAUAAACAAAGUGGACUGUACGGAGACUUUUUCUAUGAGAGUUUCUUAAUAAAAGACAAAUGUGUGUCAUUGUGAACAGACUUGGGAAAGAAUUUAAAUGUAUUUUUAGGUUUCUUAGGUUAUUCUUCAGAAUAACCCAACUGUGGCUUGUCUGAGUGUGUUUCCGAGGUGAAAUUGAUGUCAGUUUAAACUGCUGACAUGAUCAAAAGUUGAAUUUAACUUCUACUCCUUCAAAUCACAAACUACUUGAGGUCAAGUAACCCAGUUUGUGUCAAAUUAAUCAAUAAUUGACUGAAGUUUUGCCCAUCCUUAAUAUAAACACAUUGCUUUUGUAUCCGAUAUCAAAAGGCUGGCUUGUGCAUCUACGCCUUAAAUAAAUUCCCAGGAACUGUUCACUUAUCAAGUUAUUAUUAUCCAAUGAAUUGCUUCACCUGUAUACUGUAAACAAAUGUACAAGUUACACUUUUAAUACUUAAUAGGGUCAUUUUUAUAAAUGUGCUAUUUAAUUUAUAUUGUGAAGUCCAAGAGCUAUACAGUAAACUGUUGACAUUUCAUUAUAAAGGGUAAUAUGUUUUCUGGUAUUGGAACAGAAAACAUUUUUACAUUUAUAUACAGUGGAGCCAGUGAAAUAAUUUGUUUCAUGAUGUUGGUUGACUUUCAAAUUUCAAAAUAUUUUUAAAAGGUGAUUUAAAAUCCUUCCAGGGUCAAUAUUAAAACCUUUAUUAACUGUACAGACAAUGUUUUAUGUAACAUUUUAACAUUCCUAACUGUUGUACCAGUAAAAAGAAAGGUUCACCACUGUACAGGCAUCAUUUCGUUGAGUCUUACAACAUAACAGCCCAAUCUUGCUAAAAUUAUUAUUUUUACAAGGUGUGUAAAAACUAGCUCGUUUAUUUUUUACUUUUUUUUCCCAGGAUAAAAACAGAAAAUCACAAUACCCUUGCUACCACUCCUGUUCUUCUAUGUGGCAAAAAUUCAGACUAAAUUCAAUCAAUGCCUUUGUGAUAUCAGUUAUAAAAUCUUUAUCUGUUUGAAUAUCCUCUUGGAAGUUUGCUAAAUACAUUUAAAAAUAAUUAACACGGAGCCUAUUUAAUUUCGUUUGCCUUGGUACAGUGAUUUUCCAAGUGUGGCUCCCUCUAUUGGUAUGCGAAAGAAUCACUGUAUAAGUCCAGUUCAGUUACAUUAAAUUUUUACGAUCUGUUUGUUUUGAAACAUAAUUUUAGGUUCAACUUUAAUUCACAUUUUAUGUGUAAUUUUGAUAGAAUCUUUUUGCAGUAAGCAUAGUGUUAAUGUUCAAAUUGUGCAUAAUGUUACAGUGGCUUACAAUAAUGGUAGGUAUAUUUUUUAGGAAUAAAAGCUCAUUUUUUAAAUCAACAUUUAGGCCUUCUGACUUACUGUAUUUGACUAUUGGUCAUGAUGGUGGUACUAGGAGAGCCAAUUAUUUUUUUAUGUGUUCCUUUGAAUAAAAGGUUUCAGAACCACUGACCUAGGACAUGUAAAUAAUCAGCUAUUCAAAUUAUUUCAGGGACAACCUGUAAAAUAAAACCGAAUGGCAUGUUUAAGCAAAACACACUUGUGGAAUCCUGUUAGUUUAUGCUAAGUUUACAUUAAUGGUUCCGGCGGCCACGGCAGCCCAGUUUCCGGCCACCUGGCGUUCCACUGUAUUUUACAGGUGUACCUAAUGGUUUGUUCAGGAACACUAUUGACGUAUAGCAUGCAGGAAGUUGAAUAGUUGGUCAUCAAGAGUGCAUCGCCAACAACCUCAUGACUUCAAAAAGUGCCUGAGACCUCACUAGCACGUUCUCUUGGAAGGAGCCCAAAUGGGGACUUAAUCAUAAAAGAGUGAAAAGCUCUGCUGGAAAAGCUCCAUCCACCACAAGACUGCACUCCUCUAACGUGGAUGAAUACAGUAUUUCUAUUGAAAAGGGAAGGCCUAUUAAGCACACAGUGUUCUGAAUGUAUUCAUUGUCAGUGUUGAUUAUCCCUAUGGUUUAGCUAUCCUUCAGAAAUGUAUUCACACUAUUCUGCUGUUUAAGUGUAUGAUAUCAAAUGGCACUUCUUGACUUGUGAGCUUUUUUUCAUACUGCAAUCUUUUUGCAAAAGAAAACAUCCAAGGAAUAAAGUGAUUUUAGUGUACCAGAA